Molecule: messenger RNA, 1467 nt
Organism: Tribolium castaneum (red flour beetle)
Lineage: Eukaryota; Metazoa; Arthropoda; Insecta; Coleoptera; Tenebrionidae
Exons: 3
Coding region: 316-1371 (351 amino acids)
Biological process (GO): regulation of dopamine secretion; calcium-ion regulated exocytosis; cellular response to calcium ion
Cellular component (GO): exocytic vesicle; plasma membrane
Molecular function (GO): phosphatidylserine binding; clathrin binding; calcium ion binding
Source: RefSeq, a predicted model, not a curated record
GUGUGCCAAAGUAAGCAAAAAUUGUCUGAAUAAACCCUACCUGAUGGAGUGCUUGCACUCGCUGCAAUUAAUUUGGGUGAUUUCAGUUUGAGAAAAUAGCAGCAAAGCGAACUUAUCUUUUAUCAGAUUAAUACUCCUAAACCCUCCAAACUGAUAAGGUAAAACAGUACACGGUUAAUUCAAUUAACGGCUGUGUUAACAAAUGCGCGGGUUCAAUUGUGUCCUUUUCAAUUACUCGGCCUAAAUUGUUUACGAUUGUGCACUUGUUAACGCUCGCCAUCAUGUGGUUAGCAUUCCAUCAGUGAGCGCCCGAAAAUGGAACAGAGACUAAGCAACUUUCGGAGUCUCUUUAAAUCGUCUCCAGCCCCUGAAAGCGACCCCAGCGAGCCCGAAAUCGGCUUCAAACUGACUUUUUCCAAAACGUCCAAACAGCUAAAAGUCAAAGUGUUGAGUGCGAGACACCUCCCAGUGAAUUACGGUGCGAUUAAACCGCAUGGAUACUUAGUCAAGAUCACAGUUUUCCCGGAAAAGGAAAAAUAUGAAACGUCAGUUGUGAAGGAAUCGUGGCCGACUUUCAACGAGGAGUUUCCCUUUACGCUGCAUUCGGCGUCCAGGUACUACCAGGAUUAUUUCAAGGGGAAGUUUAUUUCCUUCACCGUUUAUGCGGUUUUGGAGAAUACAACUGAAACAGUGGCUAGGAAAAAUCAAACCAGUCGCUUGAAACGGUUUUUCUCAUUUAGCGAGUUCGGGGAAACCCCGAAUAGGUUCAGGAGGAGCUUUAGGCAUUCGCUGAAUAGUCGCAGGACUAUUGGAGCGGUUACUUAUAAUCUGGACGCGAAAAUUUUUAACCAGAAGCUGGGAGAUGAUCUUAUUUACACUCCGGAUAUUUGGAGAGGGAUCAAAGAGAUUACCAGCGGGAUCCAAACAGAACCGCGCGAGGGCAAAAACGGCAGCUUGGAAAUGACCCUCUCGUACAACAUCAGCGAGGACCGCAAGAACGACGUGGUGGAGAUCAGCGUGACGAAGUUCCGGUGCAGCUUACAAACGAUGCAAAAGCACGAAAAGCUCGGAGGCCAGCUGUACAUCAAAAUCACGGCUUCGGAGCAAGCCGACGUCGUACAGAAAAUGAAGAGUGACAAAUUCGAGCCGACGAUUUCGCUCAAACUGGAAGCCAACACGGCCACACUUCGGGCCACAGUCAACAACGACAACUUGGAGCAAGUCAGGAUUCUGGUGCGGCUCAUUUGUAGGAACAUUCUGGGCAAGAAAAUCGUUCUGGGGAAGGUUGAAAUCGACAGCAAUAGCGACUUGUGGAAGGAGAUUGUGAAAACUCCGUCUGUGCCCAUAACACGGAUGAUCAACUUGGAGUGAUUUUGUACUUAGGGAAAGCGAACCGAAAAGACUGUACGUGGUGCCAAUGUCGGAUUAUUUAUUGUAAUUUAUACUCAAUAAAAAUUUUGAAUUAUG